AUGGAUUGGCAACGCAGACUCAUGGAAUAUCAUCACACGCUCACAGACGAUCAGCAAAUUUUCGUCGACAUCAUCGAAAUGGACACAACUCAAAGACUUGCACAUUUCCGCGAAACGUUCACUCCGGAAGAAAAUGCCUUUUGCAGCAUUUUGACGACGAUGCAAGAAUAUGCAAAAAUUCGAUUGCACGUACCCGACUCCCAGCGAGAAGAAAUCAAUCAGCAAUGCCUGUCAGUUAUCACGCCUUUCUUCGACCGCCUCGAUUUCCUUUUCAUUGGUUUUGAUUUUUACAUGUGGCGAUUUGAAUCGCUCGAAAAUAAACUAGAAGAAAUUAUGAUUGAAAACGAGCGCGAGCAGGAAAGAGCCGAGCUUAUCAUUACAAUCAUGAAGGAUCUUCGCGAAUUGUUGCAACCGGAUGUGGGCUAUGAAACUGAUGGUUAG
Molecule: messenger RNA, 441 nt
Organism: Caenorhabditis bovis
Lineage: Eukaryota; Metazoa; Nematoda; Chromadorea; Rhabditida; Rhabditidae
Source: the annotation of a GenBank genome assembly